This is a messenger RNA of Oppiella nova, 615 nucleotides long. Lineage: Eukaryota; Metazoa; Arthropoda; Arachnida; Sarcoptiformes; Oppiidae. The record is from the annotation of a GenBank genome assembly.
AUUGUAGUCAUAUGGUGUGUCUGUCUGUUUACAACUCGUGCACCACAUCCUCAAUGUCUUCUUCGGACGAUUUGCCCGAAACUGAGAUUAAUUUCGAUGAAAGCACUCGACAUUUGGGAAGCAAUUCAUGGCUCGUGAGGCCGUGUGAACGAUAUGGACAGCAAUACAAGGAUUGCAAAUCAAUGAGAGCCCGAGUCCAUCAGUACUUCAUAUUUGGACAUUCAAUCGAUUGCAGCCAAUGGUCACAAGACUAUGAAAAUUGUCUGAAGUUUAGGAACAGUAAAAAAGCCGAAGAUUUGGAUAAAGUGAUUGAAAGCGAAAUGAGACGAAAGGAGGAGAGACUGGAGACCAUGAAAGCCAACGAUGUCUGGGAGUACCGAUCGGAACCGCCCACCGAUUGGCGGAAACCACUUCCCGAUUGGUUUGUACAGAGGAAUCAGUUCUCACUCUUAAGCCGAAAGCAAAAGGAGAGACAAAACAAUACAAAUGUGAAUAAAACGUAAACUUUAUUGAAUUGACUGAACGGAUAAUAAAGUGUUUUGUAAUUAUUGUAACAAUUCUUAGGAUAUAUUAAUAAAUAAUUAAACAAAAUAGUGAUUCAAAUACUUUGCGGUG